Molecule: messenger RNA, 1675 nt
Organism: Misgurnus anguillicaudatus (oriental weatherfish)
Lineage: Eukaryota; Metazoa; Chordata; Actinopteri; Cypriniformes; Cobitidae
Gene: nudt8
Product: nudix hydrolase 8
Molecular function (GO): coenzyme A diphosphatase activity
Source: RefSeq, a predicted model, not a curated record
CAGUGGGCAGCACACGCCUGUUCAUUGUUCACGCACACACAUACCAGGAAGAAGAAGCGUCUUCUGUUGACGUCACUCGCCGUCAAACCUCUAUUUUGUUGUUUUUUAUGUGAAGGAUGUUUAGAUUUCCUCAGAUGAAGAAUUCAGUAAAUCUGCUCAGGAUUCACAGAUUGUUGUUGCUCACGCUGAGAGACGUCAUACAUGAACCAACAGUCUCUUCAUUGAGAAGAAGUUGCAUGCGAGUCAAUGGCAUUCAGUGGUGUGGUCAACAAAGAGACGCUUGUUUUACGUCAAAUCGUAACUUCUCUACAGAUUCCAGGAGGUUAUCUGUUGUUUCCAAGUAUGCACCUCUACAGAAACAAAUAUGGACAUGUGUUCCCACUCAUUUUCUAUUAUCUAAUAUCAAUCUUAGUUCUGUUAACAGAGCAAACAUCCCAAAGACUUUUCUGCUUUUGUAUAAAUCUCUGUUAGCACCUUCCCUGUCUGCUCUUGACCGGAGCAAAUGCCUGCUGCCUGUACGUGUCUUCACAAACCAAACAUGCUGCUAUAUCCCAAAACAUAAAACGCAAGGAAAAGGCAACUUUGGGUGGUUAUCUAAAAAAAGACUGUUGUUGUCGAUUGGACAUUAUGCAGUCCAGACCCGCGGGCUGCAGACAGAUGCACAGCAGCAGGCUGUUUUGGAUGUGUGUUUGUCUCCAGGAAAUGAGGCGCGUUGCAGACAGUCUCUGUUACCUAACAUCGCUCUCUAUGAGCGGGUAGAGAAGAGCUGGGCAGCGGUAUUGGUUUCUCUGUGUGUUGUGAGCGGGCAGCCUGCUUUUCUCUUUACACUUAGAUCUGCGAUGCUGAAGGGUAGACACAAAGGCGAUGUCAGUUUUGCAGGAGGCAAGAAAGACUCUUCAGACCGCACUGUUGUAGAUACGGCUCUUCGAGAAGCUUGUGAGGAGCUGGGAAUGCACAUCACAGAAGAUAAAGUCUGGGGCGUUCUUAAACCGCUGCGCGAUGCGUCUGGAAUGAUGAUUGCGCCUGUAAUAGCCAAUCUUGGAGCACUGGAGGAGCUGUCAUUUAAACCCAAUCCAAGUGAGGUGGAAGAGGUUUUUACCCUGACACUCGACCAUUUAUGUCGACCUCAGAACCGAGGCUACACACAUUUCCGUGCAGGCGAGCGAUAUGGCUACACGCUGCCGGUGUUUCACAGUUCUAAAUAUCGAGUCUGGGGUCUUACGGCAGUGGCUCUGGAUCACACGCUCAAACUUAUUGUGCCCCCGACACAUUAAUUGGACUACGGUUUGGUCUAGUAGCACCUUCGGAAAAACAACCCAGACACUUUGUGAGAUUUACGAGUUGUACAUUUUAUGACUACUGCCUCAGAAUGAAUAACAUUGGCUGAUAACCUGUUAUGAUCAUGAUAUCAAGUCUAUGAAACUGUGAAGUGUUAAUUUAUUCAGAGCAUACAGUAUGCAGUGUACUUCUGGGAUACACAGUUCAAAUAUUCCCACUACUCCAGAAUGAAACAUGGACGGCAUACAGUAGCCUAUGUAGCAUUUCAACAUGUCUCUCAGUUAUUAAAAGAGACAGAAAUACACUUACAAUGGACUGUGUCUCCACUCGACUUAUUGUAAGCACAUCACUAUUAAUAAAUUGAAUAAUAAAUAAAUGAGUCCAUUUUAGAUUAAAA